This is a messenger RNA of Podospora anserina S mat+, 459 nucleotides long. RefSeq lists its product as uncharacterized. The coding region runs from base 1 to 459 and encodes 152 amino acids. The transcript has 4 exons. The record is from RefSeq and is a predicted model, not a curated record. NCBI's taxonomy places the organism in Eukaryota, Fungi, Ascomycota, Sordariomycetes, Sordariales, Podosporaceae.
AUGGGCACCUUCUCCGCGUAUCCCGUUUUGACCGCCACCGUUCUUCUUCUGGGCCUCGUGUUCCCCUUGUUGACCUCGAGCGAAGGUGGCUUCACCCAUGACUGCGCCUAUGCAGGCGCCAACCUGACCGACAAACAUCACUGGAUUGGUGUCUAUUGUCUCAACGACGAUGUUGAUAUUUACGGAUUCAAUUACAGCAUGCUGGACUUGGAUCAUUGCGCGGGAAACAAUGCUGGACAGCUUGUAGUAUAUGAGAAUGGGAACUACUCCGGAUCAUGCGAGAACUGUACCUUUAUUCAUGACAAGUCGCUGUAUUUGAGUUGUUUGUGCUGGGAUAUGAACGGCGGGCACACUAACUCAACGCUCGACUUGAACACCACACUCUAUGACUCGAAUGGGGCUGUUGGCUGUUACAGUUUCCUCGGGAACAAGACAUGGGAGCCGGCGCCGGAUUCUUGA